CAACAAUUACAAUCAUGUCAAUGGUGGGAUCCCACCAUUGGCUUUCAAUUAUUUUUCAUUACUUACCUAUCUACACCAUUUCCUCAUUUGUUUCCGAGAAAUUUCCCCCUUCAGAAAUUCGAGAAAAAUCAGAAUUCUAGAAGAAGACGCUCAAAAGCUGUAAUAAUUCUUAUUAUACAUAAUCACUUAUUUUUGCCUAAUAAGUAAUCAUCUCAAUGGCUGGCAUGCUUCCUGGAGUUGAAUCUGCAAGAAGAAGAAGAUUCCAUUCUGAUUCUCCAAACCCAUCUGGUUAUAACUUCACAAGGCGUUCAUCUUUUUGUUUAUAUACAAGCAAUCAUGAGAACCUGCACAGUUCAUCCUCUUCCAUGAGGAUUCCGAUAGGCCAGGCAUAUUGUGAUGAAAAGCUAGGGGCUGUAGCUAGAGAAGCCAAGAAAAGGCUGGAUGAGAAGCUGAAAGCACAGUGGAAAUCAAAAAUCAAAAGGGUUUCGAGUGAGCUACAAAGGCCAAGAAAUCUGGAAGGCAGCCCUGCAAUUGAAGGGAAAGAAGUAUUUGGAUUAAAGAAAAAGUUUAAUUGGGCAAAAAUAAGCUGGAAAUGUACAGAACAAGAGGAGUGUGCAGUUUGUUUGGAGCAUUUUGUGGCCGUAGACACCCUAAUGCAGUUGCCAUGUGCCCAUAAAUUCCAUUCAAAGUGUUUGGUGCCAUGGCUAGAGAGUAAUGCACAUUGUCCUUGUUGUAGAAUGGAAAUUCAAAAUUGAUAAAAAUAAAAUAAAAAUGAUGUCAUGGAUUUCGAUAAUAAAGCUACGGAAUUCGAUGUUGGAUAAGUGUAGUUUCAUUUCGUUGUUUACUUUUCCUUCUAUUUACAAUUUUUUUUUUCAAUUACGAAUGAACCUUUGUUGUAAGGUCGAUGUGGUUGGUACUUGGUAGCUCCCCUAGUUUGAAGUUUAGGCGUGGGAGGGUUUUUGAGGCGGAGUUUUAA
Olea europaea var. sylvestris is the source of this 976-nucleotide messenger RNA. RefSeq names its product probable E3 ubiquitin-protein ligase RHY1A. Gene Ontology annotation, biological process: ubiquitin-dependent protein catabolic process. Gene Ontology annotation, molecular function: ubiquitin protein ligase activity. NCBI's taxonomy places the organism in Eukaryota, Viridiplantae, Streptophyta, Magnoliopsida, Lamiales, Oleaceae. The record is from RefSeq and is a predicted model, not a curated record. The coding region runs from base 216 to 755 and encodes 179 amino acids. The transcript has 3 exons.